AUGGGUUGUAAUCGAUCCAGAAUUUAUCAUGACAAUGAAGUGGGUAUCGAUCACAAAGACCUUGCAUUAACAACAUUUGAAAUGCAGAAGGCUGACAUUAUCCAUGAUUUGGAUACGGAUAAUGACCAGAACGGAAGAGUAGCAGUAGACUGCAUUUUCAGGCCUACCCGAGAAAUUUAUGGACAACGAGCCAUAGAUAUGGCAGAAGAACUAAUCGUGUGGUCAAAAUACGGGAUAAAAUUUCGAAAACGACCAUUCCCGCAUGACUUCCCAGCAUUUGCACAUGAAAAGCCAGCAGUUGAAUUAGCCCAACUGAGUCGGCUCCGUCUUUCAACCGAACGGCAAAAAACAGUACAAAAUCCUGAAUUUGAAAAAAUGCGAGAAAUAGGAGAAAAUGGAACUACUGAAGAUGCUGUAGUGAAGAAUUAG
Messenger RNA from Brugia malayi, 429 nucleotides. RefSeq lists its product as uncharacterized. The transcript is spliced from 3 exons. The record is from RefSeq and is a predicted model, not a curated record. Bases 1 to 429 code for a protein of 142 amino acids. NCBI's taxonomy places the organism in Eukaryota, Metazoa, Nematoda, Chromadorea, Rhabditida, Onchocercidae.